Messenger RNA from Austrofundulus limnaeus, 5372 nucleotides. RefSeq names its product SON DNA and RNA binding protein a (gene sona). Gene Ontology annotation, biological process: regulation of cell cycle; regulation of mRNA splicing, via spliceosome. The record is from RefSeq and is a predicted model, not a curated record. Lineage: Eukaryota; Metazoa; Chordata; Actinopteri; Cyprinodontiformes; Rivulidae. Gene Ontology annotation, molecular function: RNA binding. The transcript has 10 exons. The coding region runs from base 203 to 3778 and encodes 1191 amino acids.
GGCAUGCUGGGAUAUUUCUCUCCAUCAUGGCGGAAGAGUGAGCAUGCUAACGAUAACGAUUAGCACAUUCAGCAACUUACCGGCUGACAUCUGACAUUUUCGUUACACCAGCUGCAGCUAUUCAACUUAAACUGGUGUUGAGUGAGACAGAAACACAGCAAAGACAUCCAGGUGUUUUUUGUAAAAUUGUGUUGCUGGCAUAAUGGAGUGUGCAGUGGAUGUUCCAUCAGGUGAGGAUGAAGCACCUGAGAAAGAUGACAUGAAUGCCAAGGAAGGGGCUGAGAAACCCCACAAGAAAAACAAGAAGCACAAAAAACACAAGAGCAAGAAGAAAAAGAGAAAGAGAAAAGGCGAGAAGGAGAGCAGUUCAGAAUCUGGUGCCGAGUCUGAUGUAGAGCCCCCACCUCCCGUGAGACCUGUCAGGACCACUAGAGCCAGUGCCAGACUGGCUGCAGCAGCUGGACUUACAGAACAUGCUGGACUGAAAGAGGAGGGGAAAAAAGCAACUACAGAAACAGAGGGAGACACAAAAUCCAAAAAACAUAAAAAACAAGCUGCCAAAAAAAAGAAAAAGAAGAAAAAGAAAGAUGAAAAGCAGGAAAAGAAGUCCCCAUCUCGGUCUCCAUCUGAAAGCAGCUCAGCUUCAGGUUCUGAGUCAGAAGGUGAAGGAGCUAAAACAGCUGGUGAUGGCAAGUGUUCCUCUGCUCCUGGAUCUGACCUCAAAGAACCAAUAUCCAAACUGGUUCCAAAGGGCAAACAAGUGGAGGAGCAAGUAGCUCCCAUCCUAAUGCAGAAAUCUGAAUUGCUUGAUGCAAAGAAAGAAGAGAUAUCCAGUAUGGAUGUUUCCUUUGCUGAAGAGAAGGUUUGUAGUGCCAAUGAAUCACAAAGUGAUCAAAGAUCACCCUCUGCUGGCCAAGAUGAAAUUACGCUGACAGAAACUGUUCCAGUUAAGACAGAAAACAGUCCUGGUGAUGGUACAUUCAGUUGUGCUCAGGAGCUGCCUGACAUUAUUCCAAAACAGGAAGGCACAGCUCCUAAAGAUGAGCCAUGCCAGAAAGAUCAGACUAGUCCAGUCCAAGUGGUAAAGGUCGAAGAGCUCGAUUCAGCCAGAUCUCCGUCUCCACCAAGGGUCUUAGAAGUAAAGAAGUCAGAAUCAGGCCCCAGUCGGUCACCAUCACCCAGUUUGAGUAAGGAGCAGUCAGGUGGUCAUCCAACAGAGUCGGUGAAAGAACGGUCCAGAAGUCAGUCCAGGUCGAGUUCAAAGGGAAGACCGUCUCCAUCUCCUCUAAAGAGCCCACAGCUUUCCCGUUCCAAGUCUCGCUCGCUGUCCCCUAAAUCCAAGAAAAAACUCCUCUCUUCAUCCCGCAAGUCUCCAAAGAAGUCAACCCGCAGGUCCCGAUCAGCCUCACUUUCUGUUACUCCCAUAAAGAAAGUGUCAAGAUCUCCAAGGAAGUCCAAGUCACCUAAACGGCGAAGAAGCUCAUUGUCUGUUUCCCCAGUGCGACACGGGCGUUCUCCUUCCCCCAAAAGGAAGGUAUCCAGAUCCCCUAAACGUGGUGCUCGAAGGUCCCCCUCCCUGUCUCGGUCUCCAAGAAGACGACGAAGAUCCAAGUCCCGUUCUCGUGGAGGUGUAAGGCGCUCAAGAACCCGGUCACCUAGACGAGGUGGUGCGGGUAGACGAUCAUUGUCUCGUUCCAUCACUAGACCUCGGCGCUCCCAUUCGAGAUCUAGACGUCUCAUUGGUCGAUCCAGAUCACGGUCAGCAGGAAGGCGUGCAGGAGGCAGGCGCUCCAGAAGCAGGUCUUUAUCCCGACGCAGGAGGUCACCCCUCCCCAGAUCCCGCCGCUCACGGUCUCGGUCAAUCCGCCGGAGCAGGCGAUCCCGUUCACGGUCCCCUGUUCCGCUUAAGCGCACCCGUCGCUCCAGAUCCAGGAGUCCUCGCAAAAAGACCAAAUCCAGAACCCCUCCUCCUCGCCGGAGGUCUAAAUCUCGCUCACCAGUUAGAAGACGUUCUAGAUCUCCUGCAAGGAGAAAUCGCUCUCCACCGAGGUUCAGCAAACGCUCCAAGUCUCGCUCAUUGUCUCGGAGGCACCGUUCGCCACAACACAGCAAAAGGAGGUCCAAAUCUCCAAGGAAGAGCGGAAGAAGGUCCAAGUCUAAAUCUAUCUCUGCAGUACCAAACAAAUCUAAAUCAAGGUCCAGGUCUGAAUCAAGUGAUGGAAGGUCUAACAGCUCCUCCUCAGCCAGAUCUGUGUCUCACACUCCAGUCAAAGAGAAGAAGUCUUCCCCUCCUGCUACAGAAGAAACAUCGGAAGCCAACAUAGUGGAAGAAAAUGGAGGACAUUCAGUUGAAGCAGCUGCUGAUCAGAAACCAAUUCUUUCAGCCACUGACACCAAUAUCCAAGGUGGAAAUUCUACAGAAAAUGUGCAGGAUAAGUUGCAGGAUCCACCUGUUCAGUGUAAGAACUGGUAUGCUCCCAGUUCCAGAUCUGCCUCCAAAGAGCCAGCCUCUGGAUCAGAUGGUUCCGAAGAGUCAGAAGAUGAAGAACCCCCUGUCCAAACCGUGUCUAAAAGCCAGAGAAGCUCCUCAGCUUCAGCAUCUCCAGAACUAUCAAAGAAGAAGCUUUCUAAGUCGCCCUCACCUGCGGAUCCUGGGAAACGUUCUGGUUCGACAUCCAAGCCUACAUCCAAAAGAAAGUUGUCCAGAUCAAAGUCUCCAGUGAGGAAAAGGGAAUCUGUCUCUCCAUCAGAAAGAAAGAAGAGGCGGUCCAAAUCUCGGAGCCCAGCCCGGAGGCGGCGGUCACGAUCCCGUUCUGCCACGCGUCGUAAGCGCUCCAAAUCACGAACCCGAAACCGGCGAUCCAAAUCCCGUUCUCCAGUUCGCAAGAGACGUUCCCGCUCACCUAAUGCUCGUGGGAGGAGGAGGUCCAAGUCAGGUGACAGGAACAAGCGAUCCAAGAGCCGCUCCACAGGCCGGAGGAAAAGGUCCAGAUCAGGAGAUAGAAGCAGACGAUCCCGUUCCCGCUCCUCAGACCGCAGGCGCAGGUCGAGGUCACGAGGUCGAGGGAGGAGGCCAGCGUUUCGCAGCCGUUCCUUUGACAGGCGAGACAGGUGGAAAAGGGAACCGAGCCAUUCUCCAGUUGUCAUUCUUCGCAAGCAGCGACGCUCAGGUUCCCGAACUCGACGCAGCCCUAGCAAGACGCCACCACGACUCACUGAUCUGGAUAAGGACCAGUUGCUCGAGAUAGCCAAGGCCAAUGCAGCGGCCAUGUGUGCAAAGGCAGGGGUUCCCAUUCCUGAAAGUCUUAGGCCAAAAGCUAUUCUCCAGCUCCCUCUGCCCACUCCUUCUCCUUCCCCGAUUUCAUUACCCUUACCUUUACCUCUUCCAAUGGGCAUGGGAAUGCCCAAUAUGCCUGGCAUGGGUCCACUUGGAUUGCCCACUAUUCCAGGAAUGCCCACUAUGUCAAACAUCACCAUGAGUGCUGCUGUGGCCAGUAUGACAGCAGCCACCAUGACGGCUGCCUUGACCAACAUGGGUGCCCUGGCGGCCAUGCCCCCCCUCGCCCCUCUACCUACCAUCACUAAUAAACCUCCCCCGAGCCUUGCCCCUCCAGCACCGUCUUUAAACCUGGACCACAUUGAGGAAGCAAAGAGGAAAGUCACUCAGCAGGCCAACAUACAUACCAUCAAAGAGCUUACAGAGAAAUGUAAGAUGAUUUCAAACAGCAAGGAGGAAAUGGCUGUUGCUAAGCCCCAUGUCUCAGAUGAUGAAAGCUAAAACAGCUGAGCUCUUGAGCUGCUCUCCUCAAAGGACUGGAGCAAAAUGUAGGAUUCUUUAAAAGCUGGACUGACUUUCCCACGGUUCCCUCUGUUACCCAGAUGGACGGACAGAGAAGAGGAGCUCCCUCGAUGUUGCUGUUAAACUGUAGGAGCACCGGCAGCGGUCACUGCCCCACACUUCCCCUCCCUUCCAGUUUAAUUGUUUGUUUGAGAGCGUGAGACUUGUGGACUUUCACCUGUGAUACCACUGAGGAAACGGGGCAUGCUGAGGUGUGCACCGUUACGACAGUACAGCGAGUUUUAGUGCGUGUAUGUCUGUAUGAAUGGAUUUCACCACCACCCCACCAGUGCUGCUGCUGACCCGAACAGAAACGGCUGUAAAACCCCCAACGUGGAAGCAAACCAAACUAACUUGUGGGGCACGUGUUUUUGUAUACAUUCUAAGUUUCUUUAAUUUAGUUUUACCUGCUAUUCUUUCAUGAAAAUUGUAUCAUGUAAAGAUGGUGUCCUUGUUCUGUAACAAGCCCUCCCCCGGUUAUCUGUAGUCCCCAGUUUUAUGAUCCAGUAACGCAGAUGAAGUCAGAGAUAGUAGAUCCUUACUGUUGAUAUCGUUACACAAAUUAGGAUCGGAAGCAUAGGAGGGAAGCAGGAUCUGAUUAUAUAGAAGAUAGACGGCAUUUCAGAGUAUUGUCUGCAAGAGAAGAACUUUUAUAAAAAUGAGUAAUUCAGUCAGCACAGCCCUGAGUGUGAAUUCAUUACCUCUUUUUAUAGCACCAAGCUAAUCUUUGGCCCGGAUUUGUUCUUUCUUUUAAGCAUAGUUUGACUUAUUUGGAAUAGACUUUGCUUUUGAUUAAAAAAAACAACAAAAAAAAUCUCAUUCAUAAUUUAACAUCCUGAUAUUACACCAUGUGUUUAAUUAAUGUUUUCAUCUGAAACAAAGAAAUGGUACCUUUUUAUUAAUUUCUCAAAAAUGGCCAAGAGGAUUUUUUGAACGUUGCAGCUGGUUGAUGAGUGUCUUGUCCUGGAUACUAACAGGUCUGAAAUGCAGAGAGCUAAAAUGAUAAAUUGGAAAAUUUUGCUGAAUUGUAUAUGAACCACAGAACUUAAAAGUUAUAUUAUCAUUCUUGUUUAAAACUGAAACGUAAACAGGCCCUAAAAUAUUACUGAUGAAUAAACACAGUUUCAAAGUUGGGUAGGGCCUUUCGUAGAAGAACAAAGAAAAUUUGGUGCUUUUAUAAAAAUUAUAAGGGGGCAGCUUUUUCUGAUUUAAAAAAAAGAAUUUGUCUUAUUUUUCAUAUUCUUCAGAAGGAUGUUUAAAUAAUGGAUCCAUCCAACCAGGUUCAUUAAAGUUUCAGAGGUCAUUGUUGAAGGUUGUCAUCUUUAAUUACUCUGUAAAACAACUUAUUACAACUUUUGGAAGAAUUCCCUGAGGUAAGCUUUAGCUAUUUUAAUGAUAGAAACAAAUGUAAAAGUACAUUUUAGGAAUCUUUUUUCCCCCCCUCAUUUGUUUCUUUUAUUUGGUCAUGAUAUUAUUGCUUGCUUUGUACAUAAAUGUGUUGAUGAUUAUUAAUUAAAAACCUCAGCAAUCUGUA